Messenger RNA from Chaetura pelagica (chimney swift), 806 nucleotides. RefSeq names its product ADP-ribosylation factor-like 6 (gene ARL6). The transcript is spliced from 7 exons. Gene Ontology annotation, biological process: protein localization to cilium; cilium assembly; vesicle-mediated transport. Lineage: Eukaryota; Metazoa; Chordata; Aves; Apodiformes; Apodidae. Gene Ontology annotation, molecular function: GTP binding; GTPase activity. The record is from RefSeq and is a predicted model, not a curated record. Bases 29 to 589 code for a protein of 186 amino acids. Gene Ontology annotation, cellular component: axoneme; cytoplasm.
GUGAUCCCUGUGGAUUUAAGCCAGAAUUAUGGGGUUGUUUGACAAGCUAGCGGGAUGGCUUGGUUUGAAGAAAAAGGAGGUUCACGUUUUGUGCCUUGGCUUGGACAAUAGCGGCAAAACAACAAUCAUAAAUAAACUUAAACCAUCAAAUGCUCAAACUCAGGACAUAGUUCCAACAAUAGGAUUCAGUAUAGAGAAAUUCAAGACAUCGAGUUUGUCUUUCACAGUGUUUGAUAUGUCAGGUCAAGGAAAAUACAGAAACCUCUGGGAACAUUACUACAAAGAAGGCCAGGCCAUUAUUUUCGUCAUUGAUAGCAGUGACAAAUUAAGAAUGGUUGUGGCCAGAGAAGAACUUGACGUCCUUCUGAAUCAUCCAGAUAUUAAGCACCGUCGACUGCCCCUUCUCUUCUUUGCUAACAAAAUGGACCUCAGAGAUGCAAUAUCAUCUGUGAAAGUGUCUCAGUUACUGUCACUAGAAAACAUCAAAGACAAGCCCUGGCAUAUCUGUGCCAGUGAUGCUCUUAAAGGAGAAGGCUUACAAGAGGGUGUGGAUUGGCUGCAAGAUCAGAUCCAAGCAAUGAAGACAUGAGAGAGAAAUAAAAGAUGGACUGCGUUCUUUUAUGAACUUUGUCAAUAGGUGUACAAGUUCUGUGAAAAAGAAUGAUUUAAAGAAAACAAAGUUCAGCUAAAAUGUACUGUGUUGACUUGUUUCCUUUUAGUAUCUCUUCCAGGAAAAUUGAAGGUAGACAACAUAGCACCUCAGGUAUGCACAUUGAAUUAAAUGGAAUUGUGAUUGGGGAGCAUAU